UGAUAUUUUAUUAUUUCUCAAAUAAAAUAUAUUUCCAUAAUCCUUGGAUAAUUAAGAAAAUAUGGCUGCUCCUUUCCACACUACAAUCUUCUUUGUGGCAAUUCUUGCAUGUUUUGCCUCAGUUGCUUUUGGUAUUGCUGGAAAAGCCACUUUUUACAAGACAUCAGCAUGUUAUGGUUACCAAGCUCAAGGGACGACGAUGAUCGCGGCUGUAAGUCCAGACAUAUACAGGAAUGGGGCUGCCUGCGGUAGAAUGUACCGAGUUAGUUGUACAGGAGCCAAUUGUAGGGGAGGUAGUGUUACCGUCAAAGUUGUAGACCUUUGGCCUACUUGUGGUACCAACCAAUUUGAUCUUUCCAGUCAAGCCUUUGCUAAAAUUGCUAAUCCUGAUGCUGGCGUUAUCAACAUCGAUUAUGUGCGGUAA
Amaranthus tricolor (Joseph's coat) is the source of this 424-nucleotide messenger RNA. Its product is annotated as EG45-like domain containing protein. Gene Ontology annotation, cellular component: cell wall; apoplast. Gene Ontology annotation, biological process: systemic acquired resistance. The coding region runs from base 62 to 424 and encodes 120 amino acids. The record is from RefSeq and is a predicted model, not a curated record. NCBI's taxonomy places the organism in Eukaryota, Viridiplantae, Streptophyta, Magnoliopsida, Caryophyllales, Amaranthaceae. The transcript is spliced from 2 exons.